Molecule: messenger RNA, 1458 nt
Organism: Protopterus annectens (West African lungfish)
Lineage: Eukaryota; Metazoa; Chordata; Ceratodontiformes; Protopteridae
Product: vomeronasal type-2 receptor 26-like
Exons: 4
Coding region: 1-1458 (485 amino acids)
Biological process (GO): G protein-coupled receptor signaling pathway
Cellular component (GO): membrane
Molecular function (GO): G protein-coupled receptor activity
Source: RefSeq, a predicted model, not a curated record
AUGAUUAAAUAUAUGUUAAAAGACUAUGAAUCCAAACUUGGCACAUUAUUAGUGGACUUGAAUAAAUUAAACAAUGAUGUGGUUACUGACAUUAAUUUUGCACAUGUCAAGAGAGAUUAUGACCAUGUUUUUCACGAUGUUGACCAACACUGCAUUAAGAUUGUGAACCGAAAGGUUAGGAAAUUGGAAAGAGACCUUAAUGAAUACAAGAAUGGUAUUGCAUACCAACCAGCUCACAAGUUAAACUAUAACACAAACAAUAGAUUUAAUAGGGUGGACAAUGUGGAUAACAUUGAUUCACCGGCAGAUGGUCCACGUAGAAGUGAAAGACUUGCACAAAAAUCAAAUUCAAAUGCUAGAAAUGGGCAACAGGUUUUUCAAUUUCCCCCAGGCAGGACCAACAACAGGGGUCCUUUCUACCAGCAAAGGAGCUGGGUGCCCCGCUCAGUAUGCAGUGAGCCCUGCCCUUCUGGCUACAGGAAGGCCGCUCGGGUAGGACAGCCUAUCUGCUGUUUUGACUGUGUACCCUGUUCCAUGGGGGAGAUCACCAACCAGACAGAUUUGGAUGAUUGUAUUAAGUGUUCUGAAUUUCUCUGGUCAGAUGUCAAGAGAGAAAAGUGUCUUCCUAAAGUCAUCGACUUCCUUGCAUUUGAAGACUCACUGGGCGCAUCCCUAGCAGGUCUGGCAGUUGUUGGUUCCUUUGUUACUGUAUCUGUUCUGUGUAUUUUCGUUAAAUUCCAGGAUACCCCAGUAGUUAAAGCCAACAACCAGGAACUCAGUUAUAUUCUGCUCAUCUCACUCACCCUGUGCUUUCUUUGUUCAUUGAUAUUCAUUGGACAUCCCAUGAGAACUACCUGCCUUCUCCGACAGCCAGCCUUUGGUAUUGUAUUUUCUGUAUGCAUUUCUUCUGUCCUAGCCAAAACUGUAAUUGUUGUUAUUGCCUUUAAUGCUACUAAACCAUCCAGCAAUCUAAAGAAUCGGGUGGGGUCAAGGAAGAUACCCAGCUCCAUCAUUGUUUCUAGUUCCAUGCUGCAAAUUAUUAUAUGUAUAAUCUGGUUGUCUUCUGCUACCCCUUACCCUCAGAACAAUAUGAACUCUGUACCUGGGAAAAUAAUAACUGAGUGUAAUGAAGGUUCUGCUGUUAUGUUCUACUGCAUGCUGGGAUACCUGGGACUCUUAGCUGGAAUUUGUUUUGUUGUUGCAUUCCUUGCAAGAAAUCUGCCAGAUCGAUUUAAUGAAGCUAAAUACAUUACAUUUAGCAUGUUUGUAUUCAUUAGUGUCUGGUUAUCGUUUAUCCCAGCAUAUCUGAGCACCAGAGGGAAGAACACAAUUGCAGUGGAGAUCUUUGCCAUCUUGACUUCUAGUGCAGGAUUGCUUGUUUGUAUAUUUAUCCCAAAAUGCUACAUUAUUUUGCUUAGACCUGACAUGAAUUUAAAAGAAAAAGUAACGGGAAAAUAA